Spodoptera exigua (beet armyworm) is the source of this 1131-nucleotide messenger RNA. Lineage: Eukaryota; Metazoa; Arthropoda; Insecta; Lepidoptera; Noctuidae. The record is from the annotation of a GenBank genome assembly.
AUGUCAGAUUCCGAGACAGAAAUCAGCGAAGAAGUACUUCAAAAAGAAAUUACAGAAAUUUUAAAACAUGCAAGCCUUGAAAAUACGUCGACCAAGAAGGUUAUACAAAAACUGGAAAAGAAGUUGGGAGUGGAUCUGUCAAGUAAAAAGAAAAUGAUUGACCAAAUAGUUAUGGAUAUUGUUAAUAAUAUGGAAUCGGAAGAUGAAGAUAUGGAUGAAUCUAGCGAUGAAGAACCAAAGAAGAAAGCACCUCCGAAGAAGGUCAAGAAAGAAGACGACGAUGAGGAUGAUGAGGAACGGGAUGACAGCAAUGACAGUGAUUGGGGGAGUGACGUCAGGCGAAUAUUUAUGAACAGUGAGUGUUCAGACGAGUGCUCUUGCACGCCACAAGACCCACACAUCCCGAUUAAUAUCAAAAGACGUAUUAUAAGGAAGCACUUCACUGACCAACCGAGGAAGGGGUUGAUACUCAAGAGAGUUGGACCAAACUAUUCCGAUGAUGAAACUGACCUCUUUGGUAAACUUACAGCUAAGAAAUUGCGCAGACUGCCAGAACAUGACCGCGAUUUAAUGAUGUUACAGAUUAAUCAAAUGCUUCAUAAUAAAAUUUAUUCACUUAAUGUACCAAAGGAGAGUAAAACUACACAAACUUCUCCAUUAACCUCUCAGUUUCAAACGAAGAAAUUGUACCGUGUGAAUGCUAUCCCAAACUUAAAUGUAUCUCCAAGUAAAACUGACAGUGUUCCAACACCACCAGCUUCUGAACCAGUACCUGAAUCUGGCGGCAAAAAGAAGAAGGGAGAAGAAAAGAAAAAGAAGUCUGCUCCCAAAUCGAAGAAGGGAGUUGAUAAGUCAAAGAAGGGCGGCAGUGUCAAAAAAGGUCGCAAGGGCAGUGGUUACACGAAGGCUUGCAAGCUAUCUCCGGCUUUAGCAGAACUAAUGGGGGAGAGUGAGCUGCCACGCCACGAGGUCGUGAAGCGAGUAUGGGCCAUAAUAAAGGAAAAACAGCUCUUUGACCCCAAGAACAGACAAUACGCUAUCUGCGAUAAAGCCCUGUUCAAAGUCAUAGGAGAAGAAACGUUCCACACGUUCAGCAUGAUGAAGUACUUGAAGAAUCAUUUCCUCGACUAA